AUGCGUGUUUCUCCUUCCUCACUGGCUUCGGCUCCCAUUCCUUAUGCGCAGGAAAGGUGCAUGGUUCUCUCGCACGGGCCGGCAAGGUCAGAGGGCAGACGCCGAAGGUUGCGAAGCAGGACAAGAAGAAGAAGCCCCGGGGGAGGGCUCACAAGCGAAUGCAGUACAACCGUCGGUUCGUCACCGCUGGUAAAUGAUUUCCCCCCUCUUUCUCCAUCUAUCCACUCUUCUGAGAUCUGUCUCUCUCUAAUCGUGCUUUCUAGGUUUCGUGUUACUUCGGACAGAUUAUUAUGAUUCAUGUGAUUAUGAUUCAUCAGGGAUGCGAUUAUUUCCCCGAAUGCAUGAAUAUUUCUUAUGAUUUAUCCCGUUGUGCGUUUGAUUUCUGUAAAACUGGUCAGAGAUCUGAACCAAUCCCUCGUUUCUCCUUUGAACACGCAGUCGUUGGAUUCGGGAAGAAGCGGGGACCCAACUCAUCCGAGAAGUAG
Spirodela intermedia is the source of this 485-nucleotide messenger RNA. Lineage: Eukaryota; Viridiplantae; Streptophyta; Magnoliopsida; Alismatales; Araceae. The record is from the annotation of a GenBank genome assembly.